CCCACCGAUCCUCAAGACCCUACCCCUUAUCUUCUGGUUCCCCUAGCCGCGCCCUACCCGCCUCUCCCCUCCUCGGUGGGUUUCCAUGGCGACCCCCCUCCCGGGGCGCGGGGGUUUCCAUAGCGACAGCCGCCGCCCCUCCCGCGCUCUGAGCCCCGCCGUGGCCCCGCCGGUCCCAGCCGCCGCCCCGGUGCUGAAGCGCCUCUUGCCUUUCCUCUUCCCCGCAGCCCAGCCGAGCCCAGCGGGGCCCCCGAUGAUGCCGGGGGCGCGGGCGGCGGAGGAGCAGCGCUUGGACGUGUGGCGGCCGUUGCCGCCCCAGUGACGGCCCCGCCAUGUCGGUUAUGGUGGCGAGGAAGAAGGUGGUUCGGAAAUGGGAGAAGCUGCCGGGCAGGAACACCUUCUGCUGCGACGGCCGCAUCAUGAUGGCCCGGCAGAAGGGCAUCUUCUACCUGACGCUCUUCCUCAUCCUUGGCACCUGCGCCCUCUUCUUCGCCUUUGAGUGCCGGUACCUGGCGGUGCAGCUGUCCCCGGCCAUCCCGGUGUUUGCCGCAGUCCUCUUCCUCUUUGCCAUGGCCACGCUGCUGCGCACCAGCUUCAGCGACCCCGGCGUCAUCCCCCGGGCCCUGCCCGACGAGGCUGCCUUCAUCGAGAUGGAGAUCGAGGCCACCAACGGGACGGUGCCGCAGGGCCAGCGCCCGCCGCCACGCAUCAAGAACUUCCAGAUCAACAACCAGAUCGUGAAGCUCAAGUACUGCUACACCUGCAAGAUCUUCCGCCCGCCCCGCGCCUCCCACUGCAGCAUCUGCGACAACUGCGUGGAGCGCUUCGACCAUCACUGCCCCUGGGUGGGCAACUGCGUGGGGAAGAGGAACUAUCGCUACUUCUACCUCUUCAUCCUCUCGCUCUCACUCCUCACCAUCUACAUCUUCACCUUCAACAUAGUCUACGUAGCACUGAAAUCUCUGAAGAUCGGGUUUCUGAACACGUUGAAGGAAACCCCAGGGACUGUACUGGAGGUGCUCAUCUGUUUCUUCACCCUGUGGUCAGUGGUGGGGUUAACUGGGUUCCACACCUUCCUGGUGGCACUGAACCAGACAACCAACGAAGAUAUUAAGGGGUCCUGGACUGGGAAGAACCGCGUGCAGAACCCCUACAGCCAUGGCAACAUAGUGAAGAACUGCUGCGAGGUGCUCUGUGGACCUCUGCCCCCCAGCGUCCUGGACCGCAGGGGCAUCCUGCAGCAGGAGGAGAGCACAGCUCAGGAGCCCUGCCCACGGGGGCCCAGCGCUGCGGAGCCCGCGGCGCGGCAGGCGGAGGAGAGCCGGGCGCAGCAGAAGGGUGCCAGCCCUCCUCACCCCACUGCUGUCCCUGCGCCACCCCUGAGCGCCGCGGAGAUGUCGGAGGAGAAGCAGCAGAUGCCUGGGGAGCUCCUGGUCCCGCCCCGGGACGCUGGGCAAGCAGAGCAGUAGCAGCUGCUCGGAAGGGAGAACUUUCUCGUGUUGUCUGAUGGAAGCUGGAGGAGAUGGAGAGAGGAGGAGAAGGGCUGGAUGGCAGGCAAAGGAUUCCUCACGGCCGUUUUGCUUUAGUCUUUGUUCAGCGGGGCGCGGG
Molecule: messenger RNA, 1608 nt
Organism: Dryobates pubescens (Downy woodpecker)
Lineage: Eukaryota; Metazoa; Chordata; Aves; Piciformes; Picidae
Gene: ZDHHC9
Product: zinc finger DHHC-type palmitoyltransferase 9
Exons: 9
Coding region: 333-1469 (378 amino acids)
Biological process (GO): protein targeting to membrane; peptidyl-L-cysteine S-palmitoylation
Cellular component (GO): endoplasmic reticulum; Golgi apparatus
Molecular function (GO): protein-cysteine S-palmitoyltransferase activity
Source: RefSeq, a predicted model, not a curated record